This is a messenger RNA of Durusdinium trenchii, 2553 nucleotides long. Lineage: Eukaryota; Dinophyceae; Suessiales; Symbiodiniaceae. The record is from the annotation of a GenBank genome assembly.
AUGUAUUUUCAGCUCCAUUUCCGGGCGAAGAUUCACAGGGCUGAAACUCAAACUGUGAGUCGUGCGCAUGCUGGACGAGAAACGUCACCCUGUCAUGACAUCAGGUACAGCACGACCAAGGAGGUUGCUGCAUUGGUCCUCCGCUUCAGCAACCGGGGUCUUUGGAAGGCAGCUGCAAAGUGCCUUUUGCUGAAGAUUGGUGUGGGUGGGUAUGCUGGCUGCCAAGGACCAGCAGAAGAGGCUGGGAAGCUCGCCAAGGAGCUUCAAGCUGGUGACAUCCUGAACAUCCAGAUGGUGAAUGAGAAGUGCACUUGGCCAGAGGACAUUGAAGCUAUUUGGAAGGGCAUUGCCAUACCUGCCGGUGGCAAGGAGUCUCCCAACUUCCUCCCCACCGCCUCGGUUCUGGACUUCCUUGAAGCUUUGGUCUACGUACCACAAACUGAGGAGAUCAUACAAGAGGCAAAGGUGCAAAAGCUUUCGCCCUUGGCGCCCUUCGCGGAUUCCAUGGAGGACUUGGCCUGGCAUAAGGGUCCAGACCGGCGGGUGUGGCAUGUAAGGCCGCAAGGUGCCAGAAAGCUGCGCGGCCUGUGGCUGGAGCUGGUUUUGGUGCUCUUUGAUAUGAUGGAGUGCAUCCCAUCAGAUUUGGACCUCUUUUUCCAGUGCCAGGAAUGGGAGCUAUCGCCAGAAAGCAGAACGGCGUCGCCGGCGACAAAAGCCCAUGAGCAGGCUGAGACGGCUUCCACUUUGUCCUUCAUGGUGCGACACGUCACCCUGAAAAAGUGGCUGAAACGCGUGUACCUUGCCAAACUGAAGGACUGCACCUUCACCCAGUUCCAGGUGAUUGUGCAGAAUAUGCUCAAGUGCACCAUACCAGAAGAGGCCUUAAAGGAGGAGAUUUUCCUGAAAUGCCCCUUGAUCCCCGACGACGACAAGGGCGAAUUACGCGCAGUGGCAGACCUGGGAGCAGCGCUCUUCGCUUACACCAAGCAUGGUCUUUGGCCAGAGGCCCUUUGCCUUGAUCUUAAGUCUCAGCAUGGUGACUUCUUGGCAUGGCUUCCAUUGAAGAUUUUUGAUGUUGAAGAAACUGCUCACUCUACGGAUGCAGCAAUGAUUCCAGAGUGCUUGCAUGAGAGUUGCAACGUUGCUACUGCUUGCACGGGCCAACCGCCAUUCUCCAAGUCCGUGCCAAAGCAGCACGUGUUCGCAGCCAUGGGGGGAAACCACAGCUCCGCUCCGGAAGAGCCUGCCUGCAUCAGUGGGCUGCCUGCCACCUUGCUGCCAUCGCGAUACAAGCAACGGGUGGCACAGCUGGUGGACGAGGUCCAAAAGUCGCCGAUGCCGGAGCCGCUGGAGCACACGCUCCGCCGCUGCAUCGCCUUUUGCUACGACGUCACCGAGGAGUGGGCGCCCUUCGUGCGGGUCACCGUUUUCGCCGACAACGCCAAUGAGCAUCAGCUCAAUGUUCCAGUCUACCAUGCCAUGCUAUGCUGCUUCGGCGAGCCGGGCUUCCAGCGUGAAAGGGUUUCUUGCAAAGCAGUGCCUGCGACAGAUGUCGAAGAUGGAUUUGUGAAGCCCAGCGUGUUUUGGACCCGACAGAUCUCCGGACAGCUGCACUUCCGUUCCCUGGCUCACGCCCUGCUGAAAUGGUUUGCGGAUUUGGCGAAGGAAGACCCGAGGAAGCAACUCUUAGUGAACAUCCUGCUGCAGCUGCAUGAAGCCUGCUACAACUGCGUGGGGCGUCACAAGGAAGUCUUUGAAUAUUGCAUUUACGAUUUGCUUGACGCAGAAGAUGGAGAGUGCGCAGAUAGUUCUAAGAGAGUUGUGUGUCGACACGCAGCAGCAUUUUUGGACAAUCACAAGCGCAAUGCAUUGCACGCAGCGUUCUUGUCACCAUUGAAGUAUGUCUUCCAGAAUGUCUAUGAAGUGUUCGAGAACUUGGACAGUCAUGGAGCUUCCUUUUGGGUGGCUGUGCUGCAUGUCUUUUUUCCUGAUCUGGACAUGCCAUUUGAAAACAUUGAAGCCCUGGACAUUGGUUGGGCGUGGGGAGCAGUGGAUUUUCUUCCGAUGAUGGAAGGCUCUGGCUCCGUGGCCUUGGCGCGCUUCUCGGAUCCCAAGCAUUUGGGCCAAGACUGGCGAACGUUGACCCGAGAUCUGCGGCCACCGCGAUGGGCAGGCGUGCCACGGUUCCGGGGCUUGCCAUUGAGACACGGGCCGGCUGGCUUCAAAGAUGCUUUGCGCCGUAUUCGCCAGCAGCCUGCCCUGCAGCGUGCUUUCGCAUGCUACAUUGACAGGUUUACCAGCUUCUUCACCCCUGCUGUGCUCCUGCAGCGCUGGGCCUACUACACCGUCACCUCCGAGCGUUGGGACAUGGAGCUGGGCCCAGCGCUGGUGGCGUUGCGGGGAGAGAGGAGCUGUGGCGUUGAAACGGGAGCAGAUCAGCUGCGAGAAGAGCUGUGCAGCACGGAGGGGCAGGUAAAUUUAAGUGUCGCCUCCGCUCUUUUGGAAGCAGCUGGAGUCUCCUGGGCCAAGUUGGUGUAGCGAGCUGCGAGAAAA